Messenger RNA from Euleptes europaea (tarantolino), 2045 nucleotides. It is a transcript of the gene MIGA1, whose product is annotated as mitoguardin 1. The record is from RefSeq and is a predicted model, not a curated record. Gene Ontology annotation, biological process: mitochondrial fusion. Bases 7 to 1812 code for a protein of 601 amino acids. The transcript has 15 exons. NCBI's taxonomy places the organism in Eukaryota, Metazoa, Chordata, Lepidosauria, Squamata, Sphaerodactylidae.
GGAGCCAUGUCAGAAGAUGCUUUCAGAGAGACACGUGUUUUUUUGAAGACAGCAGCUUUAAGAGUGUUCGAUCUUCCCCUCUCCUGGUAUUCCUCUCUAAUCAAGGUUAAGAUCUCACCAGGUCUGAAGAAACUGAUUGCGGUAACUGCAGUAAGUGCAAUAUCUGUGCUUUUUCUUGCUCAUCACUUCAAAAGAAAACGUGGGAAGAAAAAUAGGAAAGUACCUCCAUGGGAACCAGGCCGUAUAGUUUUAGAGUAUACAAAAACAGCUGUAUCAGAAAAAGAUUCCAGUUGCUCCAGCAGUAGACAAAACCUAACGCUCUCAUUGAGUUCAGCUAAAGAAAAAGGUUCUCAAUCCUGUAUAAAUGCAAAUGGAAGCCUCUUCAGUAAAUAUUCAGGAUCAGUGCAGAGUUUGGCCUCAGUACAAAGUGCCAUUUCCUGUCCUAGCUGUGUUUGUGUCAAUUCAAAUUCCUGGGACAAAGCAGAUGAAGAUGAUAUGAAACUGGUCAAUAUUCCAGUAACUACCCCAGAAAACCUAUACUUGAUGGGAAUGGAACUUUUUGAAGAGGCACUGCGGCGAUGGGAGCAGGCUCUUACUUUUCGUAACAGGCAAGUUGAAGAUGAAGCAAACUGCAGUUCCAUCAAACUUGGAGCAGGCGAUGCUAUUGCAGAGGAAAGUGUAGAAGACAUCAUUAGUGCUGAGUUCAUUCAUAAGCUUGAAUCCUUGCUUCAGAGAGCUUAUCGUCUUCAGGAAGAAUUUGAAACCUCCCUUGGGGCAUCUGACCCAGCUUCCUUUGCUAAUGAUGUUGAUAAAGGCACAGAUAUCACUGUGAAGGAUAAUACAGAUGAAUUCAGUCUGCGGGAUACAUUAAGCAUUGCCUCUACAGAUUCGUUCGUUUCAGCUGCAGAGCUUGCAGAGCACAAAGAGAGCCGAAACACCUACCAUCUGGAUUCCCUUUGCCAUUGCCCAUUAUAUGAAGAAGCAAUGCAGUUGGCAGAAGAGGGCAAGAUUUAUUCUCGAGUCUUAAGGACUGAAAUGUUGGAGUGCCUGGGGGACAGUGAUUUUCUUGCUAAACUCCAUUGUAUCCGACAGGCUUUUCAGGUAAUUCUCUCAGAUACUGCCAAUAGAUUAUUUCUGGCUGAAAAUGGAAGAAAAAUUCUGUCUGCUUUAAUCGUGACAGCAAGAAAGAAUCCAAAGAAGUUUGAGGAAGUCUUUGAUGAGAUGAUUUCCUUCUUAGAGCAAGCAGAUCACUGGUCUAUUACUGAAAUGGAGCUUGCUGCUUGGGGAGUGAAACAUUUAAAUUUCUAUGAUGUUGUUCUGGACUUUAUAUUUAUGGAUUCAUUUGAAGAUUUAGAAAAUCCACCUAUGUCUAUACAGAAUGUGGUUAACAACCAUUGGCUAAAUUCUUCCUUUAAAGAAACUGCUGUGGCUUCAAGUUGUUGGUCUGUUCUGAAACAAAAAAAGCAGCAAAUGAAGGUGCAUGAUGGAUUCUUUGCACAUUUCUAUGGUAUUUGUGAACAUAUUAGUCCUGUUCUGGCAUGGGGCUUUCUGGGUCCUCGAAACUCUUUGUAUGAGUUCUGCAGCUUCUUUAAGGAUCAGGUUCUUUAUUUCUUGAAGGACAUUUUUGACUUUGAAAAGGUGCGAUAUUCAACAAUAGAGAGUCUAGCUGAAGACCUAAUGCAACUGCUGAUUCAUCAUUCUGAUCUUCUUCUGGCCUACCUUGGAGCUGAAUCAUUGAGACAUGUUAGUGAUUGUGUAAACGAGCAUGGACAAAAAACGGCCAGCAACCUUUCGGAUGCAAAAGCACAAUAGGGUCCUUAAAAAACAACAACAUGUGAGCACAAUUCUUGCCUUUCUUUCCCUCAAGGAAUUGCUUUUCCUCCUUCAUUUUGAAUAAGUAUCAGCAAACCUACAAUGUUGUUAAAUAUGGACUCAGGGAGGCUUUACAAAUAUGGAAAUAACUGCUAAGAAUAUUACUGUAUAUAUCUGCAAAGGGCAUUUUGACUAUCAUUAGAUUUAUAUCCCAGUUUGGUUUUUUUAAGAGU